Stegodyphus dumicola is the source of this 4554-nucleotide messenger RNA. RefSeq names its product transmembrane channel-like protein 5. The record is from RefSeq and is a predicted model, not a curated record. Gene Ontology annotation, molecular function: mechanosensitive monoatomic ion channel activity. Gene Ontology annotation, cellular component: plasma membrane. NCBI's taxonomy places the organism in Eukaryota, Metazoa, Arthropoda, Arachnida, Araneae, Eresidae.
CCAAGUUCUUUAAAUACUACGCAAUCAAAAUUCUUCUUCAAUAUGGAUCUAAUCACGCAUCUACAGUGUUCCGUCAUUUUCCUUUGUGCUUUAAUAUGACAUAUAUAUAUAUAUAUAUGACUAAUAGACUUAGGUUGUUGUAGAGAAAUUUAUUGCCGAGAUACGUAAAAUGCUGAAUUCGUUUUAGUUUAGUUUGGUUUAGUUUAUUAUGGCAAAGCACACUAUCUGCUUCAAUGUUGACUUCAUAAUGAAAAACAAGAAUAAUGUUGAUAUAUAAUGAACAGGAAACUAGCAGCUGAGGCAGAUUAAAUCUUCAUUUUUUAUUUCCGUAAACAUGUUAUGGCCACAAAUAACCUGGUACGCCAAUUGUGCCUACUUCAAAAUAUUUACAUUUUUUUAUAGAUCUGCAGUAAGAAGAGAGCAGCAGACAGCAGUCCAGCUAAGCCGCAGAGUAGGAAGCAAGUGCAGUUGUGUUCAGGAUGAAAUCUUAAUUCAUAAUAACUUCUUCAUUGUUAUGCAAGAGUCAUAUGGCGUGGAUUUGUCUCGAAAUGACGUAAAGCAGAAAAAGACUACUACCAAAUGAAGCAUUAAAGGUGCUAUUGCUAAUUUUAAUUAUAGUUUAGUUUUUAUGCAUUUUUACACACGCACCACACAUGCAUACACCAUUACACACAAUUUAAUAUAUAUAUAUAUAUAUAUAUAUAUAUUAAAUUUGAUUCAGGCGGUAAUAUUAUUUUUUAAGUAUUUGAUACUUUUAUUUUUGUACGUCCAAAAUACAAUUUACGUCCAAAAUAAAAUGCAAGAACAAAGCAAGCUUUUAAAAUAAAAAUUCUUUUUAAAUCUAGUUAUUAUUAUUUUUUAAGCGUCAAUAUUCAGUUUUAUGAAUUGGCAAUAGCAGAUAUUGUUCAAUUCUACAUUGAAUUGUGAACUGUAGAUAUUCGUUAAAUCUAAGCUUUCUGGUUUCGCAAAGCAUACCUCGAGGCUUACACAAAUAAGUCAUAGCAUUAGUACAAUAAAUAAGUAAAUGAAGCAUAAUAACACUGUAAAUUCAAAGAAAGAAGUAGGAUUAAAUUUUAAACAACAAUUAAGUAAACAAAAAAUUAAACUUCUAAAUUAAGUAUGAAUUUCGUAAAAGCUGAAAUUGUCUCUUUUUUUCCAAAGAAAUUCGGAAAAAAUUGGUAGCCAAUGUGUGAACUACUCCUUGGUAAAGUAUUAAAAUGUAUUAAUGGCAUUUGAAGAAAGUUAAGGAAAUGAAAUUUAUAAAAGUGUUUAUAAUUUAUACGUUACUUCAAAACAUAACAGUUAGACUUUUUUUUUUUCUAAUGAAAACUACAGCGAGCAGAAGAGGGUUGUAGGUAUAAAUUUAUGUUCCAUUAUAAGGUCUAACUAGGACUGGAAACACAGAAUAGAAGGAAAUAUAAUACGGAACAACUAAGAGGAAAUAUAAAAUUUAAAAUUAGGCAUAGACGCAACUUUAGAUCGAUAUAAAUUUCAAAUAAAACUCCAUCCAUUGAUCUAUGUCAGAAGGUGAAGAUUUUUACAAAGGAAAAGCAUAUUUUCUAAAUCGAUAGGGUUUUAUUCGAAAUUUAUGCCAGUCUAGCUUGCUUUGUUGGCCAGUUUUAAACAUUAUAAGAUAUUAGCAACAUAUGUUAUCUACGACAUCCCAUGACAUCUUAUAAUCAUGUUGCAAAGUUUUUUUGAGACGUCCAGGAAAAGAAAGGAAAAUAAUGUGUUUUUAAAUAAUUAAUGUUGUUUUCUAGCACUUUCUAAUUUCGAAGAUAAAAUGAAGAUCUUAUGCUUCAUUGAUUGGCAAUAGAUUAGAUUCUACCGAAAAGGAAAAAACAACACUUCCUUCAAGUGUUAAAAAAUAUUUACUUUUGUUAAUACUAUUGUCACUUAAUGCACCAUUUUUGUAAUGCUUAAUAUUUUAAUUACUUAAGCAUUUCAUGUUUUGAAAUAAAUUUAAUCUAUGGUAUUUGCAGUAAAUGCAAAGUAGUUUGCAAAUGAAUACAGAGCGCUAAGUGUGUUUUAGAUGUUAUUUGGUCGAAUUUUCUUAAUUUUAGAUGUCUUUCCCUCUGUUACUAAAUUAGGUUUAUCGAAGUUCGAUCGAAAUUGCAUUCAGUUGCAAAUUUUUAAAAAUAAUAAAUAUUAUAGCCAAUAGAUGGCAGCACUACACCUAAAAGCCAAACUUAAAUUAUGCAUUUUGUGUUCAAUAGACGGCAGCACUGUACUAAAAAAAUCUGACUUUGCAUUUGCAAACGGAAUUGUUUCUUAGGAACAAUUGUUCGUUCUGGUUUUGGCGGUGUCAACUUUUAUUUGUCUGCAUUAUGAAUGUGAUGUAAUUUCGUACAGUUAUCAUUCAUGUAGACGUGCAGAAUUCUGAUGUUCUCUUGUAGUUAUUUCAUAAAGGCGCUUAAUGUAUAAAAAUGACAGCUUACAGUUGCAAGAAUAAAGCAAAAUUAACGAAGUCUUUAAUGCAAGAACUCCCAAGCCAGAAAACAGAGUAUCCACUGAGUCCUCGUCUUCAGAUAUAUAGGCUGAGGUAUUCGAAAUCGUCUUCGUCUAAUAUAAAAAGUGCUGAAAAAUUAUCGCAGAUACUAUGCGCAGAUCCUGAACUAGAAGUACAAGAAAGGAUCAAUAUCCUUCGCGAUAUGCAUCAAAAUCUAACACUGAAAAGAAGAGUUCUAAGGAAACUGGAAGAACUGCCCGAACCGCAGAAACCAAUGCAUGAUGGGAAUUGGUUUCGAACAAUUAAAGAACAAGUAUAUCAAAACUGCCGUUCGUUUUACAUGGAAGUGAUAAAUUUGGCUCAUUUGUUGGAAAUGGUUUACCCACCUGGCUACAGAUCCAUACAGAACUAUUUUGGUGCGGGUGUUGCCUCCUAUUUCACUUUCUGCUGGUUGUUAGUUUACAUCAACAUCUUCAAUUUUAUGGUUACUUCCCUCUUUCUGGUCAUUCCGCAGUUGGUCUAUGAAAGCACUCUUUAUUCUAACGUCACAGUUGAUAGAACGGGUUUAUUCUACGACCGUUUUACUAAAAAUGUUGUUGAAGUUGCACCAGGAAUUACGUACAAUAUUCCGAAAGCAUAUCUUGUAAACGUUGGACUCAUAUAUGUAUUCAGUCUUCUAGUUUUGUAUUACAGAAUUUUCAAAACCUUUGGAAAUCAGUACAUACGUUCGGACAAUGCCUGUGUAUUUUCUAAUGUAGUCUUUUGCUCGUGGAACUAUGGUGUUGGGUUUCAUGACCUUACACGCUAUUUUCAAGCCAACUUUUGUCAAGUAAUUAAGGAUCUAAUACAUAUAUCUGAAGAGAAAGCUCCGUCGAGGAAAAUUUGGGAAGCAGCUGUGUUUACUUUCGUGACCUUAUUUCACAUAGCUGUAAUGUGUGGAUUGUGCUAUUUCAUGUAUUUCACGAUUUCUACCUUUGAGAAGAAUAGAAAAGUCUUAAGAGGCUUUCUAUUGACCUUGAUAAUGAUAUUGGUUGCCGCUGGUUUCUACGGCUUUCUGAGAUGCAGUGAAAGAUUUGAAACGUAUUGCUCGAGAACAACGAAGCUGUACAUUUCUGUCAUCAAAUUGUUGAUUUUACGGUCAGCGUUUCUUGAAAUCUACUUCUAUCAUUUUACAAAAUCGAAUCUGGAAGAGUGUUAUGAAAGAAAGUUGGGAGAAGAUCUGCUUCUUUUAAUGGCAAUGAACUUCUUCGUUCAGAUUGUGUUAUUCACAUUUACGUUGGAAUACCUGCGGCGAAAAAUAUUUGAACACUUCUUCGUUUCAUGGACGUUGUCUCAUCUUGAUAUUGCAUACCACACAGCGGAUUUGAUUUACUUCCAAUCUCUUAACUGGAUAGGAACAUACUUUAUGCCUCUGUGUUCAAUGCUCAAUAUUUUAAUAUUUUACACGCUCACGUACCUCAAAGCGAAUUCAGUUAUGGAAAACUGCAAACCUGAUAAAAGUCUGUGCUGGACGCACAAAACCCAGAGGUUCUUCUGCAUCGCAGCGCUUGCCAUGUGGUUAUUUUCUAUUGCCGGAGUCGGAUAUAUUGUUAUAUUUAUGAAUCCAUCCAAGUGUGGACCCUUUAAAAGUUGGGAACAUAGAUUAGAUUUAAUCAAGGACAUAUUUUUUGUCUCAGAUCUACGGUCUCAUCCGAUUAAUUUUCUUCAGUACAUGCAGUCACCAAUUUUCAAUUGCAUUCUAGUGUGCUUUUUCUGUGUGGUACUUAUCAAACUAAGAGCUUAUGCUGUGGACUGUGUUUCACUGUCAAAGAGCUUGCAGAACAUGUUAAAACAGCAACGUGUGGACAAGACUUUUUUGCUUCAUCUUCUUGCCGAUAUUGCAAAAGGACCAUUUGAUAAGAAUAAAGAUGACAGAUCCAAUUGUGAAGGUGGUGCAGCUGUAAUUCUGUAGAUAUGCAGGUUCAAGUUUCAUAUCUCUUGACUAUAUCAUCAAAUACGUAUAUUUUUACUUUUUGGAUUUUUCCUGUUGCGCUACAAUGUGUAUAAUUCAUCGUUUUUAAUAACAUAUAUGUACUUCACUUCUUUUAAUUAAAUAUAUACUUGUA